AUUUAAAGUAUUUUUUCGUUUAACUUUUUAAGUUUCCAUGUAGAAAAAAAUCCACAAGAUGUCGCCAACAUUUAGAUAAAAGAAAAGCGUGUCCAGUACUUGCUGGCUACUUUCAUCUAUGUGCCUGAUUUUCCAUGAUUUCGUUUCUUUUCUUACAUUUUACGUUACAACCCGUUUGAUGUAGGUAAUCACUAAUAUAUUGGGAAGAUUUACUCUUCAGAACCCCAAAGGGAGAAAAUGUAGCCUGUUGAAUGUACGCGUUAUGGGUCCUGUCUGAGUGUAUUGAAAGCAAACUGAAGUCUGGCCACUCUAUCGAGUCAGAAAAAGACACGACGAAGGAGGCGCUCUCCACACUUCACUGAGGGAGAACACGAAAUGUGGACACUGGUUAAGGGACACACGGUGACUACUGAUGAUGGAGAGCCAUUUACCUUAUCUGCCUUUAGAAAGUCAGUUAUUUUAACCCUUCAGUGUCCUCCUUUGGACAGGAAAAGCUAUCAUGGGAGACGCGCGGCACUUCGCACGCGUCUGGAUUGAUGGAGAACCGGAAAACUUCGCAGUGGACGAAGAACAUCACGAACAUGCGUGUCCAGCGCGGUAGAACGAUGAAACGAGGACCAAAUACACUGUAACAAAGACUCCCAUUAGGGGCCAUUUAUAAACCAGCCUAUGCCAUGAGAACUCAGAAGUCCCGCGGCCGGACGUCAGCUACACAUUCCCGACAACGAUUGCCACGUUUCAGUCUUCACUCCAGGAGGAAGAAGGAAGGCGUAAUCCAGGGAAAGCUGCGUAUCCGUUCCAUGCCAGGAGCCUUUUUGGUACUUGGGGUGGUGGUUGUUGUUGUUGGCACUGCACUUGCUGUGGCAGGCUACUGGCCAUACAGAGCUCAUCGAUCAUCUUUGGACACGGUAGAGGAAGGAUCCUCUGGAACUGCAUCAGGAUGGGGAUUAGGGUCCAAAGGACUGUUUUCUGCAGCAAGUCUGGUUCAUAGCGAAAGGAUGAAACUACUCGGACCUGUCAUUAUGGGAGUGGGACUUUUCAUACUUAUUUGUGCAAAUACGGUACUCUAUGAGAAUCGGGACAGGGAAACUCAAAUGCUUUUAGCACAGAUGCGGAGCGUCAUUUGCUCUGUUUCUGCAGCUGUGCCUUCGGCAGACCUCUUACAGGUGAAUUCUCUCGCCAGGCACUAUCAAUGGGUCAGCAGUUUGCCCGCAGCCCACCUAAACAUCCUCUGCUUGCAGGAAAUGUCCAGUUCAGAGCCUCUACUCCAAGUGAAGAGCAUGGAUGAGGAGGACAGCAUUCAGCAGCAGGACACAGUGCACACUGAGGUUCUUCAUCAUCAGGACUCCUCCUCUACCCCCUCUGUUCACUCCUCUAACUCCUGCAACAAUAGCAAAGAGGUUUUAUGCAUGGACGAGCAGAGGACAACCUCUGCACUCGACCUGCGGCAAGAAAGUCACUUUGCACUCAGUAACUGUAUGACUGCGUCCUCUAUGUCCACACUGGGUGGAGAGGAGUGUGAAAUCUUCCCCAUCCCGCCCAGACGCUCCUAUAGCAUGAACCACAGGACUAAACCCCAAAUACUGCCAAGGAAUCUGGUCCAUCCAGAGGACAAGUCUGUGUCUUCCAUGGGUCAUCAUAGACUGCUUCCAAGACAAUCCAGCUCAGAGGUGUGCAUUAACAUGGUUGGAGUAGACAUUAAAACCCUUGACCUUAUACCUGUGGAAGAGCAGAGGCACCGCAGCUGGCCUCGGCUAGACCUCGGAAGUGCAAGGAAGUAUCUGAAGCUCGAGAACAAAGAGGAUUCUGUGGAAAAGUUACUGGACCAGCUUGAGCAACAAUGCUUACAGAUGAACAAAAGCUAUGGCUCAGGUCCGUUUCAGUGAGCUGAGGUUUAAUCAUUACAUCAAGGUUAAUGGAUUGGCAGAUCUCACGGGCAUAAGGAGUAGCUUGACAAAGUGACAUAAACUUGGAAUAACCUAGUGGGCAAGUUUCCAAUGGAUGUUGUUUGCAGUUUCUGGAAUCCCUUGAAGCCAACUAAUUGCUCAUUUCCAAGACCUAGCCAUUCAUCUCACUUGACUAGUUUUUUAAAAACUAGUUUGUUCUGAGAUUAGUGGAGUAUGGAAAUUUCACUUGAAAGAUUAUCAACAUCUGCAACAAGCUAUUACACUCAUGCUGUGGAAUUUAAACAUACGUUCUGAAGGAUUUUUUGGGAUGGAGGUAUUUUACACGUUUGGGAAAGUGCUAGUCUAUGAUGUCACAUUUGACUGGAUGGAUCUCACAGUUUAUGUGUAAAAGGCCAACUGGAGGGAUCAGUUUGUUUUUGUUGCUCAAGCUCUACUUGCUACUAGGAUACAGUAAGCAGCAUUUCUUAAUCUGCAAGGUAGAAUAAACGAAGACCUCAGCAGUGGCUAGAUUCAAAGUAAACACAUUUCUGACUUCCGAAUUCAGGUCAGCCAAAUGUAUGGCUCCAGUUUUGAUAGUUUUAAGGGCCAAAAAUGGACAAUGCUGAUUAUUUGACCAAAAAAAAAAAAAAAGAUUCAUCAAAGCAGUGUCUACGAUUGGAUUGUCCAUUAGAAUUUAUUUAUAUAGUUACAAAUUAUGGUAAAUCAACCUCAGUUGCAAUGUGUGUAAAAGUUUAUGGCUUCCCUGAGUGUCUGUUAUCCUCGUAUCUCACCUUACUUCUAUCUCUGCCUGGUGGCAGUAAAACAGAUGCACUUAUUAUGAGGGUCCAGUGCUCUUUCGGCUUCAUUAACCAAGAUGAUCAGUGUUUUUGCAUGCACUAAUGCGGGUACAUAACUGCUUUCCCUUUAAAGGGUGGAGCUGGACCAAGCCCCUCCUCUUUGCAGUGAGAAUGUGUAAUUCACUCUGUUUACAGAAAUAAGACAGUCAACCUGUCUCUAUUUUGUCUGUGUAGCCUGUUUUGUUAUGCUGUGUUACUUGCUGUGUGUUCUCAGUGUAUAAUGAGCAAUAUCCACAGUCUGACUGACCAAUCAAUGAUCAGACCCUUUACCACAUUUGAUCUGAAUUUCAUGCCUGUGUUGCAAAUAAAAGGCAAAACUAAACUAAUUUAGCGCAAGUGUUUGUUUGCUGCCAAUUAUUUUACAUUGAUGCAAGGCAGCUUCAGGGGGUCAAGGUGUGGCUUGUUAGUUGCGGCAUUGACUCCCACUGGCAUAUGCUGUGACUACCAUUAUGCAAAAAACGAAAACAGAAAAAAGCAUCGUUCUCCUCUGACAAAUAAUGAAAGGUAAAACUUAAAUCACUUUAUUUUAGCAUUGGCAUUUUGCUAGCUAUAAUAUACAGUAAUUAUUCUUAUGUUUUCAGAGGUUUGCCUUACAAAAUCAUAGGAAAAGAAAACAUUCCAGAACAGAGUGCAAAAGGUGUCAGUCUACAGGUUAGAGAAUGUCCCAUUGACUCCUCCUGAAAAUAAAAUGGCAUUAUAAUUG
This is a messenger RNA of Danio rerio (zebrafish), 3446 nucleotides long. The record is from RefSeq and is a predicted model, not a curated record. Lineage: Eukaryota; Metazoa; Chordata; Actinopteri; Cypriniformes; Danionidae.